Colletotrichum orchidophilum is the source of this 702-nucleotide messenger RNA. Its product is annotated as cutinase. Lineage: Eukaryota; Fungi; Ascomycota; Sordariomycetes; Glomerellales; Glomerellaceae. The record is from RefSeq and is a predicted model, not a curated record. The coding region runs from base 1 to 702 and encodes 233 amino acids. Gene Ontology annotation, molecular function: hydrolase activity. The transcript is spliced from 4 exons.
AUGGUUUAUUCGCCAGUCGUCGCUUUAGGUUUUCUUGGCGCUCUGCAGGGCAGGGGCGAGGUUUUUCAACGACAGACGAACGCAACGGGCUGUGCAACGGGCGUGCAUAUGAUUGUGGCCCGGGCCAGCACCGAGCAGCCGGGAACGGGAGUCAUCGGCGCCAUCGCGAACAGCAUCCAAUCGCAAGUUCCCGGGUCCGACAUCGUGCCGGUUGAUUAUCCCGCUCUCUUGAAUCCCUACCAACCGUCGCAGAAGGCUGGUGUCACAGCCAUGACCAAGCUGGUUCAGGACUACGCGAAGGCAUGCCCUCAGACGAAGAUGGUUCUUAUGGGAUACUCUCAAGGAGCACAUGUCACUGCCGAUGUUCUUUGCGGCACAAGCGAGACGGGCUUCGAGACUACGGAGCCUCAGGCAACAGACGUGACGGAUAAAAUUGCCGCUGUCGUUCUCAUGGGCGAUCCCAGCCACGUGACUGGACAGCCUUUCAACCAAGGAACCAGCCAGAAAGAUGGCCUUUUCCCGAGGCAAAAGACCGCCGGCUGCGACGCCGUUUCCAGCAAGAUGGCAUCCUUCUGCAACAGUGGCGACCCAUUCUGCGACAGCGGUAUUAAUCUCCAGGUCCAUCUGAGCUAUAUCCAGUCGGACGGAAACGCAGCGACAAAGUUCAUCAUGUCCAAGGUUGGUGGCGAAGCUACUACAUGA